AUGGCAGAGUUUCAGAACGAGUCAGCCUUCUGCGGCGCCGGUAUACCAGUGGUCGAUCUUAACAAUGACGCUACGGCGACAAAGUGGUACUCGACUCCGACUCAGGUCCUACUGGCGAACAUUGGAAUCCCUGCAGUUCUCACCAUUGGUAUUCCUGCCAAUCUCGCUUUCCUCUUCAUGCUGUACCGAGUUCCCCGUAUGCGAACGGUGACCAAUUUCUAUCUGGCCAAUCUAGCGGUCUCGGAUACUCUGUAUCUGUGUUUCUACUCCCUCAUCUACAUCCGGUCUCAUCGACGCACCCCGUUCUGGCCGCUUCACGAGAAUUCAGAGGCAGCUUGCCUGACCCAAUCGGUAACGCUUGACCUGUUCUAUUUCUCCUCCAACUACCUGAUAACUUUGGUUGCAGUGGAGAGAUACUACGCCGUGUGCCACCCGCUGCGGAGCUUACAGCGAGCUAGUCCGUAUCGCCGUGUCGCACUCGUGGUCGUUACGUGGGCCCUCGCAUUGGCUUUUGCCGUAGUAGUCUGUCCUCGUCUCGGCAGCUUACAGAAAGUCUGCAUCAUCUGGCCCGAAACUAAUCACCUCACAUCUCAAGCAACUGCACUUACUUUCUGCUGGGCUAGUAAACAGUGGAGCCUUCUUCUAAGCUACUGUCUCUACGUUGGUAUAUGGUCUAUAGGCGUCGUAGCGAACCUUGUCAUGUACGUACGGAUUGUACGUCGCCUGGGCAGGCGCAACAUAGGUCCUCAACAAAACGCAAUGAAUGUACGCAACAAAGUGGCACGGAUGCUCAUCAUCAACAGCGCGGUUUUCUUCAUCUUACAGAUGCCUCGCGUAGUUGUCUUCAAUGUUUUCGCUUUAGUCUCCGCUUCGAAAGGAGGCAACGCCAUGCCGACGGGAGAUGCAGCUACGAUCUUUCCCAUCGCAGUGUUCCUCGUCUUGUUGAAUUCAGCUGUCAAUCCGUACAUCUUUACCCUAACAAACCCGAAAUACCGACAGGCUUUGAGGGAUGCAUUGUGUUGCUGCUGCCCGAAACGGCGAGUAGGUGUGGCAACUGAUACUGGCCCACCUGAGCAAAAUGACCCAGGGAAUCCAGGAACACAACAAACAUUGCAAACGCGGACGUAA
Molecule: messenger RNA, 1128 nt
Organism: Patiria miniata (bat star)
Lineage: Eukaryota; Metazoa; Echinodermata; Asteroidea; Valvatida; Asterinidae
Product: nociceptin receptor-like
Exons: 1
Coding region: 1-1128 (375 amino acids)
Biological process (GO): G protein-coupled receptor signaling pathway
Cellular component (GO): plasma membrane
Molecular function (GO): G protein-coupled receptor activity
Source: RefSeq, a predicted model, not a curated record